Phymastichus coffea is the source of this 1060-nucleotide messenger RNA. RefSeq lists its product as uncharacterized. The record is from RefSeq and is a predicted model, not a curated record. Bases 1 to 894 code for a protein of 297 amino acids. NCBI's taxonomy places the organism in Eukaryota, Metazoa, Arthropoda, Insecta, Hymenoptera, Eulophidae. The transcript is spliced from 3 exons.
AUGUCCGCGAACACGGCGCUGCUUCGCCGCUGCCGGCACUGUCGCGUGCUGCUGCUGCUGCUGCUGCUGCUGCUGCCGAUGCUGGUGCCCGGCCGGGCGGCGCGGCCCCGCAGCCCGUGGCUCGGCGCCCUCGGCGCUCUGCUCGAGGACUGCCCGCGCGACGCCCUGGCCGGCUGCGCCCGCAGGCGCGCGCUCGCCGCCAUCGACCGCAUCCUCGAGGACGACACCGUGCCGCUCGUCGAGGGCCUCGAGCUCGUCAAGCUCCGCGAGCGCACGGCCAACGACAGCGUGACCGUCGCCGUCAGAGACCUGCUGAGGCGAGUCCGCGAGGGGGACUGUCGCACGGCGCCGCAGACUGCAGCGGAGCACGAGUGGACCGAGGAGGAGGAGGAGGAGGAGGAGGGCGGCUGGCGCGCUCGGCUGACCAGGCGGUUGGCGCGCGCGCUCGGCACCCACGCGGUCAGGAUCGACGCGGAGCGGCUGGCGCGCUGGGCCGGGGACGGCGGUGGCGCGGCCGUCGGCCAGGUGGAGUCGCGAGGUCGCAGGCGCCGCCGCCGGCAGAUGCAGAUGAUGCCGAUCGUCAUGAUGGGCGUGCUGCUGAUGGGCAGCGUGCUGAUCCCCAUGGGCUUCCAGUUCCUGGCGGUGCUGGGCGGCAAGGCGCUCAUCCUGGCCAAGAUGGCGCUCAUGCUGUCGAGCAUCCAAGGCCUGAAGAAGAUCGCCACGAACGGCGUGAACUACGGCCUCUACCACAGCCCCGUGCCGGAGCCCUGGCACGAGCGCAGCACCGCGGGCGCGGAGCUGCCGGCCUACUACGCGGCGCCCGGCUACCUGGACCCGGCCGGCCUCGGCUACCUGCAGGCGGGUCGGCGCUCGGCCGCGCCGCCGAGCGCUUAGCCAAGCGCCGUCGAGCCGCCCGAGCACGGCCAACGCAACUGGAGCGGCUCCUCCAGAGCUCUUUGCGCAGCUCACCUAUCAUUGUGCGUUUGACAUUGCGAAUAAAAGUUGUGAGUGUGAGGGAAGCAAUACUCGUUCGUUUCUUUAUCUCUUUUAAUCAUCAAUC